Sinocyclocheilus grahami is the source of this 9737-nucleotide messenger RNA. Its product is annotated as neuroblast differentiation-associated protein AHNAK. The transcript is spliced from 5 exons. Gene Ontology annotation, biological process: regulation of RNA splicing. Lineage: Eukaryota; Metazoa; Chordata; Actinopteri; Cypriniformes; Cyprinidae. Bases 89 to 9103 code for a protein of 3004 amino acids. The record is from RefSeq and is a predicted model, not a curated record. Gene Ontology annotation, cellular component: nucleus; cytoplasm; costamere.
UACGAUUUCGCAUGUUUAAUACAGAGGGUGUGGUUAACAAGGUUUGAGAUUUGGAGGCUUUUCUUCACUGUAAAUAUAUACUAGUGAAAUGGCUCUUCGAAGAAGCCUCUCUGACAGCCUGCUACUUGAAGUUGACAAUGUGUCUGUAGAGGGUUUGGAAUACACAGACCUGCACUUACAUGAAGAUGAUGAAAUUGUGGGUGCCAGUGGUCAGUUUGAACUAAAGAGGAAUGAACAAAAGAAGAAUGAAGCUGUGGACAUUUUAAAGUUGAUUGAUAAUGACAAGGGGAUUACGAAGCAUGGUAUGAAAUCCAGCAAGAGCUUGGAAAGCCUGGAUAUCAAAGCUCCAAAUGAGGUGUGGAAAGAUUCAUAUGACAAGCUCUUCAAUGCUAAAGUCAGAAAAUUCAUGAAAGGAAAUAAAACUGUUAAGGAAAACAGACAUGGCAUACACAAUGGACCAGUGACAACCCAAACACUUGACCGCAAAAGAGGUCAAGUAAAUGUGUCGUCUUUACUUGAGAAUGCCGAUCGAAUGCGUCUCACUCCAUAUGAAACAGAAUUUGACAAUCAAGUGGGGCCAUUCAUGGUCCAUUAUGAUGCCAAGGAUUCUACAGGUGAAUAUGACUCUGAAAUGUUAGUACAAGGAUCUGACCUGCUGAGAUCAGCAAAGAUCAAAACCAAUAUUUCAAGAGAUGAUCCAUCGCAUCAUUCCACAAAGAACUUGACCAGUGUUGAUAGGGAAAUCAACAUACGUGGUGGAACAUAUACAGAUCCAAAAAUAGAUGUUGGUAUUAAUGCACCAGAUUCAAAUCUUACACUGACAAAUACCCAAGGAUCUCCUGUGAUGCACCUCACAAAAGGACAUUUUAAAGGCCCAAAAGCAGUGCUUAAUUCUUCUGAUAUGGAUAUGGAUGUACCAUCGGUUAAUGUCAAGAAGCCAAAAUUUAAACUGCCAAAGUUUAGCCUCUCUGGAAACAAGAACACAGACAUCAGUUAUGAUGGAAGUAUGAAGGGGUCAAAACUGGCAUACCCUGAAGUAGCUGCAGGUCUUAAUGAUUCUGAUAUACAAAUUGAUGGACCAAAGGCUGAUUUCAAAGUUCUAAAAACAGACCUUCCAGACAUGGAAAUGUCAUCUGGAAAACUGAAAACGACCACUUUCAGCAUGCCUAAUUUUGACCUGUCAGGACCCAAAAUAAAAACAUCUGACUAUGAUCUGUCCGCUCCCAAAUUUAAGACAGACUUUGAUUCACCAGACAUCAACAUAAGAGGUCAUAAGCCAGAUAUCACAGGACCUGACAUGGAUGUUGAUAUUCCUGAAGGUACAUAUAAAGGACCAAAUUUCAAGAAACCCAAUCUUGACUUAAAUGCACGUGAUCUCGGCAUAAAUGUUCCUUCUGGUAACCUUAAACUGCCAAAAGUUGGCUUCUCUGGUAGCAAGCCAGAAGAAACUGAUCUUAAAAUCAAAUCUCCAGACCUGAAUCUCAAAAGCCCCAAAAUUAAGGGAGGAAUCGAUGACAUGGACCUGACUCUGCCUCAAACUGAUGUGAAAGGCCCGAACCUAGAUAUCAAAUCAUCUGAAGUUGAUGUUAAUGGCCAAUCAGGUAAAUUGAAUAUGCCAAAGGUAAAGAUGCCCAGUUUUGGCCUGUCAGGUUUGAAGGGGCCACAUAUGAACAUGGAUGCUGACAUUGAUAAGCCAGACCUCAAUCUGAGUGCAUCAACUCCCAAACUAAAUGCAGGGAUAAACAGUCCUGAUAUUGACAUUCAUGGACCUAAUGUUGAUCUCAAAGGUCCAAAAACAGAUCUUACGCUUCCAGACAUGAACAUGCCAUCUGGAAAAAUGAAAAGGCCAACUUUCAAGAUGCCUGAUUUUGGUCUCUCAGGACCUAAAAUGAAAAAGCCUGACUAUGAUCUGACGACUCCAGACAUGGAUCUUUCGGCCCCACAGUUUAAGGCAGAUUUUAAUUCACCAGAUAUCACGGCACCUGACGUGAAUGUUGAUUUCCCUAAAGGUAAAAUUCAAGGACCAAAUUUGAAGACACCCAAUAUUAACAUGAAUGCACCUGACCUCAACAUAAAUGCUCCUUCGGGUAAACUGAAGCUGCCAAAAUUUGACAUCUCUGGUAAAAAAGCAGAAGGGCCAAAUCUUAAAAUCAAAUCUCCAAACCUGAAUCUCAAAAGCCCCAAAAUAAAGGGAGGAAUCGAUACCCCAGACAUGGAUCUGACUCUGCCUCAAACUGAUUUGAAAGGCCCAAACCUAGAUAUCAACUCACCAGAUAUUGAUGUCAAUGGUCCUUCAGGUAAAUUUAAUAUGCCAAAGGUAAAGAUGCCCAGUUUUGGCCUGUCAGGUUUGAAAGGACCACAUAUGAACAUGGAUGCUGACAUUGAUCAGCCCGACCUUAAUUUGAGCACAUCAACUUCCAAACUAAAUGCAGGGUUAAAUAGUCCUGAUAUUGAUGUACAUGGACCUAAUAUUGAUAUCAAAGGCCCGAAAACAGAUCUUACACUUCCUGAUAUGAACAUGCCAUCUGGUCAAAUUAAAGUUCCCACUUUCAAGAAGCCUGAUUUUAGUCUCUCAGGACCCAAAAUAAAGACUCCUGAUUAUGAUCUAAAAACCCCUGAAAUGGAUCUGUCCGCUCCAGAGUUUAAGGCAGACUUUGAUUCGCCAGAUAUCACAACCCCAGACUUGAAUGUUGAUAUACCUAAAGGGAAAAUUAAAGGACCAAAUUUCAAGAAACCCCAUCUUGAUGUGAAUGCACCUGACCUUGACAUAAAUGCCCCUUCAGGUAAACUGAAACUGCCUAAGUUUGGUAUCUCUGGUAGUAAGCCAAAAGGGCCUGAUCUUAAAAUCAAAUCACCAGACCUGAAUCUCAAAAGCCCCAAAUUUAAGGGAGGAAUCAAUGCUCCAGAUAUGGAUCUGACUCUGCCUCAAACUGAUUUGAAAUGCCCAAAUCUAGAUAUCAAAUCACCUGAUAUUGAUGUCAAUGGCCCUUCCGGUAAAUUGAAUAUGCCAAAGCUAAAAAUGCCCAGUUUUGGCCUGUCAGGCUUGAAAGGGCCACAUACGAAGAUUGAUGCUGACAUUGAUCAGCCCGACCUUAAUCUGAGUGCAACAACUCCCAAACUUAAUGCAGGGAUAAAUGGUCCAGAUUUUGAUAUUCAUGGACCUGAUGCUGAUUUCAAUGGUCCAAAAACAGGCCUUACGCUUCCAGACAUAGACAUGCCACCUGGAAAACUGAAAAUGCCCACUUUCAAGAUGCCUGAUUUUGGUCGUUCAGCAUCAAAAAUAAAGACACCUGAAUAUGAUCUGAAGACUCCUGAAAUGGAUCUGUCAGCUCCGAAGUUUAAGGCAGACUUUGAUUCCCCAGAUCUCAACAUUGGAGGUCAUAAGCCAGAUAUCACAGCACCUGACAUGAAUGUUAAUUUCCCAAAAGGAAAAAUGAAAGGACCAAAUUUCAAGAAACGCGAUCUUGACAUAAAUGCACCUGAUCUGAAGGGGAACAUAAAUUCCCCUUCAGCUAAACUGAAGCUGCCAAAAUUUGGCUUCUCAAGUAGCAAGCCAAAACGGCCUGAUCUUAAACUCAAAUAUCCAAAGCUCAAUCUCUCUAGCCCAAAAAUGAAGGGAGGAAUCAAUACCCCAGACAUGGAUCUGACUCUGCCUAAAACAGAUUUAAAAAGCCCGAAUGUAGAUAUCAACUCACCUCAUAUUGAUGUCAAUGGCCCUUCAGGUAAAUUUAAUAUGCCAAAGCUAAAGAUGCCCAGUUUUGGUCUGUCAGGUUUAAAAGGGCCACGUAUGAAUGUGGAUGCUGACAUUGACAAGCCUGACCUUAAUCUAAGUGCAUCAACUCCCAAACUAAAUGCAGGGAUAAAUAGUCCUGAUAUUGACAUUCAUGGACCUAAUGUUGAUCUCAAAGGCCCGAAAACAGAUCUUAAACUUCCAGACAUGGACAUGCCAUCUGGAAAAAUGAAAAUGCCAACUUUCAAUAUGCCUGAUUUUGGUCUCUCAGGACCCAAAAUAAAGACUCCUGACUAUGAUCUGAAGACCCCAGAAAUGGAUCUUUCGGCUCCAAAGUUUAAGGCAGACUUUAAUUCACCAGAUAUCACAGCACCUGACAUGAAUGUAGAUUUCCCUAAAGGUAAAAUUAAAGGACCCAAUUUCAAGAAACCCAAUCUUGAUAUGAAUGCACCUGACCUUGACAUCAGUUCCCCUUCAAGUAAAUUGAAAUUGCCCAAAUUUGGUUUUUCUGGUAGUAAGCCAAAAGGCCCAGAUCUUAAAGUCAAAUCUCCAGACUUGAAUCUCAAAAGCCCCAAAAUAAAGGGAGGAAUCGAUACCCCAGACAUGGAUCUGAAUCUGCCUCAAACUGAUUUAAAAGGCCUGAACCUAGAUAUCAAAUCACCUGAUAUUGAUGUUAAUGGUCCAUCAGGUAAACUGAAUAUGCCAAAGGUAAAAGUGCCCAGUUUUGACCUGUCAGGUUUGAAAGGGCCACAUAUGAACAUGGAUGCUGACAUUGAUAAGCCAGACCUCAAUCUGAGUGCAUCAACUCCCAAACUACAUGCAGGGUUAAAUAGUUCUGAUAUUGAUGUACAUGAACCUAAUGUUGAUCUCAAAGGUCCGAAAACAGACCUUACUUUUCCAGAUAUUGACAAGCCUUCAGGAAAAAUGAAAAUUCCCAAUUUAAAGAUGCCCAAGUUUGGUGUCUCAGGACCAAAAGUAAAUACGCCUGACUAUGAUUUGAAGACCCCUGAAAUGGAUCUGUCAGCUCCAAAGUUUAAGGCAGACUUUGAUUCUCCAGACCUAAAUGUCAAAAUCCCCAAAAUAAAGGGAGGAAUCGAUACCCCAGACAUGGAUCUGACUCUGCCUCAAACUGAUUUGAAAAGCCUAAACCUAGAUGCCAAAACACCUGAUAUUGAUAUUAAUGACCCUUCAGGUAAAUUUAAUAUGCCAAAUCUAAAGAUGCCCAGUUUUGGCCUGUCAGGUUUAAAAGGGCCAAAUAUGAAUGUGAAUGCUAACAUUGAUCAGCCCGACCUUAAUUUGAGCACAUCAACUCCCAAACUACAUGCAGGGUUAAACAGUCCUGAUAUUGAUGUACAUGGACCUAAUGUUGAUCUCAAAGGUCCGAGAACAGACCUUACUUUUCCAGAUAUUGACAAGCCUUCUGGAAAAAUGAAAAUGCCCAAUUUAAAGAUGCCUAAGUUUGGUGUCUCAGGACCAAAAGUAAAGAUGCCUGACUAUGAUCUAAAGACCCCUGAAAUGGAUCUGUCGGCUCCAAAGUUUAAGGCAGAAUUUGAUUCCCCAGACCUCAACAUUAAAGGUCAUAAGCCAGAUAUCACAGGUCCAGACAUUAAUCUUGAUUUCCCUAAAGGUAAAUUUAAAGCACCAGACUUAAAGGCACCCAAUCUUGACAUGAAUGCACCUGACUUCGACAUCAAUGCCCCUUCAGGUAAAUUGAAGCUGCCAAAAUUUGGGUUUUCAGGUAGUAAGCCAAAAGGCCCAGAUCUUAAAAUCAAAUCUCCAAAGGUGAAUCUCAAAAGCCCCAAAAUGAAGGGAGGAAUAGAUGCCCCAGACAUGGAUCUGAAUCUGCCUCAAACUGAUUUGAAAGGCCCAAACCCAGAUAUCAAUUCACCUGAUAUUGAUGUUAAUGGCCCUUCAGGUAAAUUUAAUAUGCCAAAGCUGAAGAUGCCCAGUUUUGGCCUGUCAGGUUUGAAAGGACCACGUAUGAACGUGGAUGCUGAUAUUGAUCAGCCCGACCUCAAUCUGAGCACAUCAACUCCCAAACUAAAUGCAGGAAUAAAUAGUCCUGAUAUUGAUGUACAUGGACCUAAUGUUGAUCUCAAAGGCCCCAAAACAGACUUUAUUCUUCCAGACAUUGACAAGCCUUCUGGAAAAAUGAAAAUGCCCACUUUAAAGAUGCCCAAGUUUGGUGUUUCAGGGCCAAAAAUAAAGACGCCUGACUAUGAUUUGAAGACCCCUGAAAUGGAUCUGUCAGCUCCAAAGUUUAGGGCCGACUUUGAUUCUCCAGACCUGAACAUUGAAGGUCAUAAAACAGAUAUCACAGGUCCAGACAUGAAUCUUGAUUUCCCUAAAGGUAAAUUUACAGCACCAGACUUAAAGACACCCAAUCUUGACAUGAAUGCCCCUUCAGGUAAAUUUAAGCUGCCAAAAAUUGGGUUUUCAGGUAGUAAGCCAAAAGGCCCAGAUCUUAAAAUCAAAUAUCCAAAGCUGACUUUCAAAAGCCCCAAAAUGAAGGGAGGAAUAGAUGCCCCAGACAUGGAUUUGACUCUGCCUCAAACUGAUUGGAAAGGCCCAAACCUAGAUUUCAAAUCACCUGAUGUUGAUAUUAAUGGCCCAUCAGGUAAAUUGAAUAUGCCAAAGUUAAAGAUGCCAAGUUUUGGCCUGUCAGGUAUGAAAGGGCCAAAUAUGAAUGUGGAUGCUGACAUUAAUAAGCCUGACCUUAACUUGAAUGCAUCAGCUCCUAAACUAAAUGCAGUGUUAAGUGGUCCUGAUAUUGACUUAAAUGGACCCAAUGCUGAUUUUAAAGGCCCAAAAACAGACCUUACUCUUCCAGACAUUGACAAGCCUUCUGGAAAAAUGAAAAUGCCCACUUUAAAGAUGCCCAAGUUUGGUGUCUCAGGGCCAAAAAUAAAGACGCCUGAAUAUGAUUUGAAGACCCCUGAAAUGGAUCUGUCAGCUCCAAAGUUUAAGGCCGACUUUGAUUCCCCAGACCUGAACAUUGAAGGUCAUAAGCCAGAUAUCACAGGGCCAGACAUGAAUCUUGAUUUCCCUAAAGGUAAAUUUACAACACCAGACUUAAAGACACCCAAUCUUGACAUGAAUGCACCUGACCUUGACAUAAAUGGCCCUUCAGGUAAAUUUAAGCUGCCAAAAAUUGGCUUCUCGGGUAGCAAGCCAAAAGCUCCAGAUCUGAAUCUCAAAAGCCCCAAAAUGAAGGGAGGAAUCAAUACCCCAGACAUGGAUCUGACUCUGCCUCAAACUGAUUUGAAAGGCCCAAACCUAGAUAUCAAUACACCUGAUAUUGAUGUUAAUGGCCCUUCAGGUAAAUUGAAUAUGCCAAAGUUAAAGAUGCCCAGUUUUGGCUUGUCAGGUUUGAAAGGGCCACAUAUGAACAUGGAUGCUGACAUUGAUCAGCCCGACCUUAAUUUGAAUGCAUCAACUCCUAAACUAAAUGCAGGGAUUAAUGGUCCUGAUUUUGACAUUCAUGGACCUAAUGCUGAUUUCAAGAGUGCAAAAACCAACCUUGCAUUUCCAGACAUGGACAUGCCUUCUGGAAAACUGAAAAUGCCCACCCUCAAGAUGCCUGAUGUUGAUUUCUCAGGACCCAAACUCAAAACAUCGGGCUAUGAUCUGAAUACCCCUAAAAUGGAUCUGUCAGCUCCAGAGUUUAAGGCAGACUUUGAUUCACCAGACCUCAGCAUCAGAGGUCAUAAGUCAGAUAUCGCAACCCCAGACUUGAAUGUUGAUUUACCUAAAGGUAAAAUGAAAGAACCAAAUUUCAAGAAACCCAAUCUUGAUUGGAACACUCCAGACUUUGACAUUGAUGCACCUUCAAGCAAAUUUAAACUGCCAAAGCUGGGCUUCUCAGACAGCCAGCCAGAAGGACCUGAUCUUAAAAUCAGAUCUCCAAAGCUGAAUCUCAAAAGCCCAAAAAUAAAGGGAGGAAUCGAUACCCCAGACAUGGAUCUGACUCUGCCUCGGUCUGAUUUGAAAGGCCCAAACCUAGAUAUCAAAUCACCUGAUAUUGAUUUUAAUGGCCCUUCAGGUAAAAUGAAUAUGCCAAAGUUAAAGAUGCCCAGUUUUGGCCUGUCAGGUUUGAAAGGACCACAUAUGAAUAUGGAUGCUGACAUUGAUCAGCCCAACCUUAAUCUGAGCGCAUCAGCUCCCAAAUUAAAUGCUGGGAUUAAUCGUCCUGAUAUUAACAUUCAUGGUCCUAAUGUUGAUAUUAAAGGUCCAAGAACAGACCUUACACUUCCUGACAUGGACAUGCGAUCUGGACAAAUGAAAAUGCCUGCUUUUAAGAUGCCUGAUAUUGGUUUCUCAGCACCCAAAAUAAAGACACCUGACUAUGAUCUAAAGACACCUAAAAUGGACCUCUCGACUCCGAAGAUUAAGACAGAAUUUCUUUCCCCAGACUUCAGUAUCAGAGGUCAUAAGCCAGAUAUCACAGCCCCAGAUAUGAAUGUUGAUUUCCAUAAAGGCAAAAUAAAAGGACCAAAUUUCAAGAAACCCAGUUUUGAUGUGAACGCACCAGACUUUGGCAUUGAUUCUCCUUCUGGGAAAAUGAAACUCUCAGGAAACAUGCCAGAAGGAACAGAUGUUAAAUUCAGCUCUCCAAAGAUGAAUUUUAAAACCCACCAAAUUAAAGGAGGAAUUGAUAGCCCUGAUUUUCAUGGGCUGAGGUCUGAUGUUGAUUUUGGUACCUAUACACAAAUGCAUGCUAACAGCUUUGCAGUCCCAAGAGGUAAAACAAAGGCAACCAUAAUGUAUGGUCUUGAUGCUCCCUCAAGAGACUUCAGAAUACCGACACAUCAGAAAUAUAGUGCCCCAGAAUUUAACAUGCAGGACCCCUAUUAUGACUUGAACAGAGACAUGGAAGUUUCAGGAAAAGCUCAGUGGGCUACAAUGCAAAAACAUGUCUCUGGCCAGACCAGAAUCUCUGGAGUGGGUCCAACAUCUUCAGAUGUUUACUACAAUGAUAUGUCUGGGGCAUUCAGGUCAGGACAUCAUAAAACAAAAGCAAGUAGCUUUGAUAUGGAUGGCAACUGGAACAAUAUAUCAGUGCCUAAACUUCAAGUUUCAAGAAAUAGAGAAAAUGUAGCUGUGAGAAAUUCAAAUAUGGGAAUGAAUACCAUGCAAAGAUCAGGUGAUAAUGCAGGUUAUUAUAGGAAGAUGGUUCCUAGACGUUAUUAUUACACUACUGAUGAUAUAUGCUACACUUACAAAGGGAUGCCUAGAAGAGAUGGAUGGGGCAACGGGCAAAUUGACCAUAGUCGCAGACAGACAAUGAGAUAUCUGCAAAUACAUGCGAUGGAUCUCGAGGUUCCAGAAAGAACUUUGAAAGCAUCGAAAUUUAACGUUCUUAAACUAAUGUAGGAUCAUUAAAAGAAAGGGAUGUGGGAGACAAGAAUGAGCUUGUCCUUAGCAAUCAUGUUUACAGGGCUGAUAAGAACUAAUAGCAUAUUUAAAACUAUAAAAACUUAAGAGUAGAUACUGUAAAUGUGCUUGAGCAAACUUAAAACUGAUGAACAAGCCUUUCCCUAAAGGAGAUGUUAUUGAAAUGUUAGCAUAAACUUGCACUUACAGUAUCAUAGAUCAUUAGGUUAUAACUUUUUUAAAGAGUUUAUGUACUAUAUGUAUAUGACAAAAUAUGUGACAAUAUUAUGUGGAUCUUGCCUGAUUAAAUGUUGUAAAUCAUAUAUAUUUUGUAAAUUAUGUAAAAUUCUACAGUAAUGUAUAAAUACAGUGCGGAUGAAAUAUACACAUGUAAAAAGUUUUGCCUGGAAAACGGUUUGUUUGGAUAUCUCGUUUCUUGCCAACUAUUUGUUUAGUUUUUGCAAAUUUUUAGUGCUCAUUGAUACAAUAAGGUACACGUAGGGGGAUUUGUUUUGAUGGAUGUAUAUAAAUCAUUUGUGAAAUAUUCCUACUGACAUUGUUGCUUCAAGAUACAAAAGCAGUUGUUGUAGAACACUUCAAAUGUUAUGCAAUUAAAAUUUACAUUAGUGUACCA